Messenger RNA from Carcharodon carcharias (great white shark), 354 nucleotides. Its product is annotated as histone H2B-like. Lineage: Eukaryota; Metazoa; Chordata; Chondrichthyes; Lamniformes; Lamnidae. Gene Ontology annotation, molecular function: protein heterodimerization activity. The record is from RefSeq and is a predicted model, not a curated record. The transcript has a single exon. The coding region runs from base 1 to 354 and encodes 117 amino acids.
AUGGAUAAUGUGUGGGAAAACAGCGGGAAGAAGCUGAGUAGGAAGGAGAGCUACAGUCUCUGUCCACAAAGUGCCGACACCGGCCCCUCCUCCAAAAUCGUGAGCUGCGCAAACCCCCUUUUUGCAAGUGAAAUCUCUGAGCACAUCAUGAAUGGGGCUCCUACCUGGCCCAUUACAAAAAGCAGUGCAGCUCCCGAGAGAUCUAAACCACCAAUACACCUGCUGCUGCUUCCUGGGGAACUGGCCAAGCACUGCACAUUGAAAGAAACAAAGGCAGUGACCAAGCAAACUGGCUCCAAGUUAAAACUCCAAACUGAAAAUAAGCAAAACACUGGCCUGCAAAGUGGCCUCUGA